Cucumis melo (muskmelon) is the source of this 1997-nucleotide messenger RNA. RefSeq names its product solute carrier family 40 member 2. Gene Ontology annotation, molecular function: iron ion transmembrane transporter activity. The record is from RefSeq and is a predicted model, not a curated record. Lineage: Eukaryota; Viridiplantae; Streptophyta; Magnoliopsida; Cucurbitales; Cucurbitaceae. Gene Ontology annotation, cellular component: membrane. The coding region runs from base 142 to 1668 and encodes 508 amino acids. The transcript is spliced from 8 exons. Gene Ontology annotation, biological process: iron ion transmembrane transport.
AGUUCCCCAAGUUCAAAACCAAGAAAAAGAACACAACCCCUUCUGUUAAUUUCAAAGUUAAACAACAUACUAUCGAUUUGGAUUUGUUUACCCUUUUCUUGGGUAUAACGAUUUAGUUGAGAUUGAUUGAAGAAAACAGUAAUGGUGAAGGAGCCGCUUCUGUCCCCUCCUCCUUCUUCACUGCUACCUCUUUCUUCUUCUCUUCUUCGGUGUCUUUACAUUGGACAUUUUCUGGCCAGAUGGGGUGCUAGAAUGUGGGAAUUUUCUGUUGGUCUGUAUAUGAUCAGUGUGUGGCCUAAUUCUCUACUCUUUGCGGCCAUUUAUGGUGUUGUGGAAUCUGCUUCCACUGCUUUCUUUGGUCCAAUUGUUGGAGACUUGGUUGAUAAGUUAGCAUACGUCAAGGUUCUGAAAAUUUGGCUCGCGACACAAAAUAUUUCAUACAUUAUUGCUGGAGUGACCGUGGUGGCAUUACUGUUCUACUCAGAUUUGAAAUCCACCUAUUUCACAGGAUUCAUUUUGCUUGUGAUAUUGACAAAUAUCACUGGAGCUGUUGGCGCUCUUUCGUCUCUUGCGGGUACCAUCUUAAUUGAAAGAGAAUGGGUGGUGGUGAUAUCAGAACGCCGUCCUCCAGAAGUACUGACAAAUAUAAACUCUAUGAUGAGACGUAUCGAUCUAGUCUGCAAGCUGCUUAGUCCUGUAAUAUCUGGUUUCAUCAUUAGUUUCAUUUCUUUGAAAGCAUCUGCUAUGACGUUGGCGGUUUGGAAUAUCAUAUCAGUUUGGUUAGAGUAUUGGCUAUUCACUUCUGUAUAUGAUGGGAUUCCCGCUUUGGAAGAAAGCAGCCAAAGAAGGGUCUCAAGACUUGCUUUAAGGGAUAUGGGAGAGAGUAGUUCUGUAUCUCAGCAAAUAGAGAGGUUACUUCCAAACGAUGUUGAUGCACGAUCGGCUGAAAGGAGCUGGAAAGUGAAAGUGUUUAACUGGUUCUCAAAGGUCCCUUUUGUUAGUGCAUGGAAGGUGUAUUUGGAGCAAGACACCGUACUCCCGGGGGUCGCUCUCGCUCUGUUAUUCUUCACAGUCCUUAGCUUCGGAACUUUAAUGACUGCAACCUUAGAAUGGGAAGGUAUACCUGCCUAUAUCAUUGGAAUUGCACGUGGAGUAAGCGCUACAAUCGGCAUUGCUGCAACACUUGUUUAUCCUAUUGUACAGUCUCGAAUCUUGACGCUUCGAACAGGACUCUGGUCUAUUUGGUCUCAGUGGACCUGCUUACUAGUGUGUGUUGUUUCAAUAUGGAUACAAAACAGCCUCUUGUCAGCAUACAUGCUGAUGAUGGGAGUGGCAGUGUCUCGGCUCGGACUUUGGAUGUUCGAUUUGGCUGUAAUCCAACAAAUGCAGGAUCAAGUACCAGAAUCUGAUCGAUGUGUUGUUGGAGGUGCACAAAAUGCUCUCCAAUCAACCAUGGACUUGAUGGGAUACGUUAUGGGAGUCGUCAUCUCGAACCCCCAGGACUUUUGGAAGUUGGUUCUGAUAUCGUUCACAGCAGUGACUUUGGCGGCGUUGCUCUACACCGUCCACCUCUACCGCAUCCGAAAGCAUCUGUUUCACAUGGAGAAGUUGGCUUCUUGCUGCUCAAGAUGGCCGUUAAGUUUUACUGUACAUUCUUCUCUCUACUGAAAGUGAAGAAUAUAGUUUCUUCCCUUUGCUUCCCAAAUUGUUUGGUAUUAGUUAAUGGCGAGGAAGGAAACUAGAUUAAUAAAAAAUUCAAGUUAAGGCUUAAAAUCACCUAAAGCCAACUCUGAAAAUACAUAGACCACUAGGCACAUAAUUUUUGGUUAAAAAGAAAAACAAUCAAAUUUAGUAACUUAAUUAACUAUGCCUUGUAAAUGUAAUCGAUCGAUCAUAAUACGGAAUGUGGGGUUUAUAUUUUGUAAUUGUAAUGAACUAUGGAAUCUCCAAUGAAAUUUGUAGUGGGAUUGUGAAUGUGUAUGUGCUCAAUUUGAUUA